UUGCGAAAGGUCUACAUUACUGACUGUGUUGUUGAGUUUGCUUUCCUUUUUUUGGAAAGAUGUAAGAUGUCACAAGCUCUACACUCGCUGUUUCGUCUACUAGCAUUUUUCUUUCUUUCCUUUACUCUCCUACCAAAACGUCGGACAUUGCUUAUAUGUGAAACUAGUUACUAA
This is a messenger RNA of Bipolaris oryzae ATCC 44560, 174 nucleotides long. RefSeq lists its product as uncharacterized. NCBI's taxonomy places the organism in Eukaryota, Fungi, Ascomycota, Dothideomycetes, Pleosporales, Pleosporaceae. The record is from RefSeq and is a predicted model, not a curated record. The transcript has a single exon. The annotation marks the transcript as partial.